CGGUACGAAAUCCGAGGAACAAAUGGAUGAAGGUAAAGAGCAUCAAACAGACAGAAUCCAGCGACUUCUUGAAGAUUACCUUGUUUACCAGCUGACAGAUGAAGAAAACCAGCCGUUCCAGUAACCAGGAAUUUUAUUGUAGAGUUAUGUAAACCGAGCCCCGAACAGGACUUGUGCAGUAUCUUCCUCGGCCAGCAGGGGGCGACAACACAAAACAUCGUUCUUUGGAUGACAGACUCUGACAGCCGAAGAAGAGCGGAUGGAAGCAGGCAUGGCUGGAAACACGAGCAGCGCCGCGACUAAGAUGAGCAGCUCUCUGGCGAAGCUGCAGUCAUUAAACGGAAUGUUUGCUAUUUACAAGAAAAAAGGACCGACUUCCGCUGACGUGCUGAACGCGCUCAAAGAAGCUUUGCUCAAAGAAGCGGGAGUGGAGUCGUCCAACCCCCGCAAGAGAAGGAAGCAGUGGCUGAAGAUGGGCCAUGGAGGGACCCUGGACAGCGCCGCCAGCGGCGUGCUAGUGGUUGGUGUUGGGAACGGCACAAAAAUGCUCAGCUCCAUGCUGACAGGCUCAAAGAAGUACGUUGCUGUCGGCGAGCUCGGGAAGGCGACAGACACUCUGGAUGCCACCGGCAGCGUGGUUCUGGAGAAAGGCUUUGAUCACAUCACCAGGCUGGAACUGGAGGAAAAGCUGAAAUCUUUCACUGGGGACAUCAUGCAGGUCCCUCCACUCUUCUCGGCGCUGAAGAAAGACGGUCAGCGUCUGUCUGUCCUUCUGAAGCAAGGUCACAAGGUGGAGGCCAAGCCGGCGCGUCCCGUCACGGUGUACAGCCUCACCCUGCAGGAGUUCACGCCCCCCCUCUUCACUCUGGACAUCGAGUGUGGAGGGGGGUUCUACGUCAGGAGCUUGGUGGACGAGCUGGGCAAAGCUCUGGCGUCGUGCGCCCACGUGAAGGACCUGGUGAGGACCAAGCAGGGCCCGUUCACGCUGCAGGAGCACGUCCUGCACGAGCAGCAGUGGACUCUGGAGGACAUCCUGCAGGCGCUGCAGCCUGCUCAGACGCCGCUCGUCCAGAACCAGCAGAACCCAGCGCCAGAGGAGAAGCCGGGCCCUGAAUGAGGGAGGGAAGGCUCCAACCGGCUGGACCUCUGUGGAGGAAUCGGAUCAAGUCUGUUCAACCUCAACUGAGGGAGGCGGUUGGAGUUUGAGUUUUCAUUUCAGACACUUUCAGUGAAUUCAUUGUUUUAAGGUCUUUAUUUGGAACUGCUGAAUAAACCGACCCACAAUGCACCUGUAUUAAACUCAGGAUCCACUUUCUGAAGUUUCA
This is a messenger RNA of Oryzias melastigma (Indian medaka), 1325 nucleotides long. It is a transcript of the gene trub1, whose product is annotated as TruB pseudouridine (psi) synthase family member 1. The transcript has 9 exons. Gene Ontology annotation, molecular function: RNA binding; pseudouridine synthase activity. Bases 260 to 1117 code for a protein of 285 amino acids. NCBI's taxonomy places the organism in Eukaryota, Metazoa, Chordata, Actinopteri, Beloniformes, Adrianichthyidae. Gene Ontology annotation, cellular component: mitochondrion. The record is from RefSeq and is a predicted model, not a curated record. Gene Ontology annotation, biological process: tRNA modification; mRNA pseudouridine synthesis.